Messenger RNA from Gymnodraco acuticeps, 1886 nucleotides. RefSeq names its product eva-1 homolog Bb (C. elegans) (gene eva1bb). The coding region runs from base 464 to 952 and encodes 162 amino acids. The transcript has 3 exons. The record is from RefSeq and is a predicted model, not a curated record. NCBI's taxonomy places the organism in Eukaryota, Metazoa, Chordata, Actinopteri, Perciformes, Bathydraconidae.
AGAGGCAGAAGAACUCCAGUAAAAAGGUUUUUUUCUAUAAAAGUGAGGACUCUAUAGAGUGGUAUAUCUGCUUUUGGUGGAUUUUAUUUUACAGACAGAUGCCAUUGGCACAUACUUGUGUUUCACUUAUCUCUCAGAAAGAGGAAACACCUCCUUCUCAACACAUGUGAGGAGUGUUUCUGGCUGGUCCUCCUCCAAAGGAUGGCAGGGAGUGGAUCAUAGUGGAGGGCUGCUCCCUGUGAAGCAGUUUAUGUCACUGAGUGACCAACAGCCUCUCACUGCUCCAUCCAAAUGAUCUACGUGUUGGCUGACACACCAGGUCAACAUUGGAUCUAAGUUCUUUAUUUUUCCAUUGGAAUCUUGUGUUCAAGUUGAGCAGACAGCUUCCAUCCAGGACCAAGGUGUUGGAGUUCAGUGUGUAACAGGAAGUCCUGAUGAAGAUUUGAAGCCUCUGUGAAGCAGGAUGGAGCCCAUUAAGAAAGACAUGGAGCUGCUCAGCAACAGCAUGGCCACCUACGCUCACAUCAAAGCCAAUCCGGAGAGCUUCGCCCUGUACUUCAUGAUGGGCGUGUGUCUGGGCCUCCUCAUGGCGCUGUGCCUCCUGGUGUCCGCCAUCGCCUGCAGGACCCGUCGCCACCGCAGGGCUCCCCCCUCCCCAGAGAGGAGGAUGCUGAAGGACUCCAGCGCGGAGGAAGAUGAGGACGAGGAGGAUGAGGAGGGGGGCCUUGAUGAGGAAGAUGAGGAGGCGACGCAGAUCCCUAAAGUGACCCUGGGUGACGGCAGCUCUAACGGGACUCUGAGGAGCGUCAACGUGUUUGCGUCCGCCGAGGAGCUGGAGAAGGCGCGCCGUCUGGAGGAGAGGGAGCGAAUCGUCAGGGAGAUCUGGAGGAACGGACAGCCGGACAUCCUGGUCACGGGGACGGGGACCAUCGGACGGGUGCACUACCACUAACACACACUUUGACUGUGAUAUGCUCCCUGACUGCAGAAGGCAGAAGAGACUUUUGGAUCUGUGUGGUGGGCCAUGUUCAAAAUGAAAAUAAGAGACUGUGUAAAAUGGUAGGGGUGGUGAACCUUAUAUUUUCCCUCCGCAGGGUCAUUAUUGGUGGAACACUCCUAUUCAUUGACAACAAAUUGAUAUCUUGUCGCAAGAGUCAAUAUUUUGAACUGAACUUCUAAUGUGAACCACAAAUGUAAAUAUUGAUAAAACGUACUAAGAUACAGAGACAGGACUAUUGUAUUCUGCUUAAGUGAAACAAUUUCAAGUUACAUUACAACUACAAGUUAAAAAAUAAAAAAGGACAACAACAAUAAAAGAAAAAAUGAAAUAAUCAUAUGAAUAAAUAAAGUAAAUAAAUGCACUAAAGUCAUGAUGUCAUUCAAAAUACAAUACUUUAUUUAAAUGUAAUUUCAUCUAUGGCCUUUUUGAAAAAAUAAGGACUUUUCUUUAAUUAAAAAACUGCUGGAAUAAAAUAACAAUUCCAAUCAAUUGAUUUAUCAAAUAAGGUGAUAUAAUGUUGAGCUGAGUUUCAUCGCAAAAGCUGAAUUACUUCACUAUUUUAAAAAGGGUUAUAUAUUGUCUCUUUUUAUUCACGUGAUUAUUAUAAGUCUCAUUCUGUAAUUUAAUAUUGAAAACAUAUUUUCUCAAUAUAUUUUGUAUUAUAUCGCCUGUGACAACAGAUUUAGUUUGCAGCAUAUUUGGCUUCAUCUGUAUUCUACCAUGUCUUUGCAAUGUGAAUAAUUAAAAGUUGAACCACUUUUACAAUCAACAAAAGCACAUAUAUGUAUCAAUAGAUGUAGCAAUGUCCAUCUGUGAUUAUUUGAAAGUCAAUCAUACAUUCAAUUUCUUUCUGGCAAUUGUAAGAAAAAGUAAACACUCAAGAUUA